CCGCUUCCGCCUUCAUCAGUGCACUUCUGGUGAAACAUGGAGGAGAAGGUCCAUUUAGAUCUGGAGGAUUUCUCCUCAGAGCCGUUUGUGGAGAGUUUCAUUAAAGAAAUACAGAAUCAAGAGGCUGUUUUUCUCAUCGGGAUAUUAGUGGCUUUAGCGGUUGUGAUUCUCACUAUCGUGUUGUUUGGUCAUCUGUGGGGCUCCAGUAAAGUGAGGAAUGUCGUGCUGUUGUUGGGACUCUGUGACUCCGGGAAAACUCUGCUCUUCACUCGGUUAUUAUUAGGGAAGUUUGUAAAAACACAGACGUCCAUCACAGACAACAGCGCAACAUACAAAAGCAAGAGUGACAGAGGCAGCAGCUGGACACUUAUUGAUGUUCCCGGUCAUGAAAGGUUAAGAGUUCAGAUUGUGGAGAAAUACAAGACUGUGACACGAGCUGUUGUGUUUGUGGUGGACAGCAGCAUCUUUCAGAAGGACGUCAGAGAUGUGGCCGAGUUCCUCUAUUUCAUCCUCACAGACGCUCUUCUGGCCAAAAAUAAUCCAACACUUCUGAUUGCCUGCAACAAACAAGAUAUCAAGAUGGCAAAAUCAGCUAAGUUAAUUCAGCAGCAGUUGGAGAAGGAACUGAACACUCUGCGUCUGACGCGCUCCGCUGCGCUCUCCGCUCAGGACGGGGCUGUGACAGGAUCCGUGUAUCUGGGGAAGAAGGGUAAAGACUUCGACUUCUCUCAGUUGCCCAAUCGUGUGGAGUUUAUUGAGUGCAGCGCUCGAGGAUGCGAAGAUGGAGAUGCAGAUAUUGAUGCUCUAGAGAAAUAUCUAGCCAAACUCUGAGGAACUGGAAUUUAAUUAAUCCGCCUCAUCACAUGAAACCGAUUGGUCGUCAUUUCUUUUUCUCCUUAUAAAAAUAUAUGCAAGAUACGGUAUAUUGUCCAUUCAACCGUAACUAUAUUUUCUUGCAUAGUAUUAUCACUUAAUUCUGAAUGUCAAGAUUAACUUUCUCAGGUCAACAAUUUCCCCAUUUCAUUCAUGUUGUUUGUUUUGCUACAGGCAAGUGAUGCUGUUAUUGAUAUUAAAGGUAAAGUGGCUGAUGAAUCAUUGUCUGGGUCAUUAAAAGCAA
Molecule: messenger RNA, 1117 nt
Organism: Xyrauchen texanus (razorback sucker)
Lineage: Eukaryota; Metazoa; Chordata; Actinopteri; Cypriniformes; Catostomidae
Product: signal recognition particle receptor subunit beta-like
Exons: 7
Coding region: 37-831 (264 amino acids)
Biological process (GO): intracellular protein transport; vesicle-mediated transport
Cellular component (GO): cytoplasm; plasma membrane
Molecular function (GO): GTP binding
Source: RefSeq, a predicted model, not a curated record